This is a messenger RNA of Cololabis saira (Pacific saury), 3212 nucleotides long. RefSeq names its product growth factor independent 1A transcription repressor b (gene gfi1ab). The transcript has 6 exons. NCBI's taxonomy places the organism in Eukaryota, Metazoa, Chordata, Actinopteri, Beloniformes, Belonidae. Gene Ontology annotation, cellular component: nucleus. The record is from RefSeq and is a predicted model, not a curated record. The coding region runs from base 60 to 1256 and encodes 398 amino acids.
UUCUCUCCUCUCCUCUUCCUCCUCCACCUCCCCCGCCAGGGUCGGGGUGAACCGUCCACAUGCCUCGCUCCUUCCUGGUGAAGAGCAAGCGGGCGCACAGCUACCACCGGCCCCGCGGAGCCGAGGAUGGAUUCAGCCGGCUGGACGCCAUUCUGGCGCACAUCUGCUCAGAGUCGGACCCCCCCGAGGAGGACGCAGACACGUCCGGGGACGGGUACGGCCUCUCCCCGGACCACUUCUCCCCCGGGUCUCCCCUCCUCUCCCCGGAGGAUUUCUCCCCCAGCUCCCCUCUCCGCUGCACGGACAGCUUGUGCCGCCGCUCCCCGGACUACGAGGACUUCUGGAGACCCCCGUCCCCGUCUGCAUCCGUCGACUCCGAGAAGUCCCUGUCUCCCCUGGUGGAGGAGACUCAGCCCUUCACGGUCCCGUUCCGGCCGUACGCCUGGAGCAGCUACCCGGGGCCCCCGGUGGGGCCCGCGGCGGGGCCCGCGCAGGGGCCCGCGCUGGGGCCCCCCGUGCAGCAGGGCCUCUACCCGGCCUCGGACAUGGACAGGGUCCCCGCGGCCAUGGCGCUGUACAGGGACAAGAUCGCGCACCCGGGCCUGUUCGCGGACAGAGGAGAGUCGUACGGAGAGCUGAGGAGACGCACCGCGGCUCUGCUGUUUCCUGAGGGGGGUCUGGGUGGAAACCCCCACCAAGGGAAGGCCCAGUCCCAGCUGCUCUGCUCCAGCCUCAUCCUCAGCGGGGCCUACAAGUGCGUCAAGUGCAGCAAGGUGUUCUCCACCCCGCACGGCCUGGAGGUGCACGUCCGCAGGUCCCACAGCGGCACCAGGCCGUUUGCGUGUGAAAUGUGCGGCAAGACCUUCGGCCACGCGGUCAGCCUGGAGCAGCACAAGGCCGUGCACUCGCAGGAGAGAAGCUUCGACUGCAAGAUCUGCGGGAAAAGCUUCAAGCGCUCGUCCACGCUGUCCACGCACCUGCUCAUCCACUCGGACACGCGGCCGUACCCGUGCCAGUUCUGCGGGAAGAGGUUCCACCAGAAGUCCGACAUGAAGAAGCACACGUUCAUCCACACGGGGGAGAAGCCGCACAAGUGCCAGGUGUGCGGGAAGGCCUUCAGCCAGAGCUCCAACCUCAUCACGCACAGCCGCAAGCACACCGGCUACAAGCCCUUCGGCUGCGACCUCUGCGGCCGCGGCUUCCAGAGGAAGGUGGACCUGCGGAGACACAAGGAGACGCAGCACGGCCUCAAGUGACGCGGGCUGGACCUGGACCGGGACCGGGCCAAACCGGACUGCGGAUGGUCCGACGGGACCGGGACCUAACGACUCUGUUCUGGACAUGAGACGAGGACCAAUCCGUCCCAGGAGACAUUCAUGAGGACGGGAUUCACCUCCUGCCACCUAUAAACAGCCCGUCUUUGUAUUGUACCUGUAUAUAUACAUAUGUAUACAUGUACAUAUACACCUUUGAUCCAUGUUUAGUUUGUAAAAGUACUUUGAAAGUAUUUUCAACCACAGCAGGUGUUUUGCUGAAUACAAAACGUUUCACAGAUCAGAUUGAAACGACGGCUUUGCAGUGAAAGGGGCAACUCCAAAAAUGUUUCAUAGUGGUGGCCAGAUGGGGCCACUUAAAUUCUUGGGGUGGAACCAAAACUAAAAGCCAUCAUUACAGGAUUCUAUUAUACUAUUGUAGUAUACAAGCUCAGAAAUACUUAAAGAAACACCUACUGAUAUGCAUUUGGCCCAAAUGAUUGGAUGAAACGCAUAACUGACGAUAGAAUCUAUGUGACCAGCAAGUGUUGUUUUUUUUUUUUUAACAAGGCAAGUGGGGUGGCCAGCAAAUUUGUAGGGGGGCCGUGGCCACCCCUGGCCCCCCCCUGGUGCGCCACUGUAUAUACAUAAAUAUGUAUACAUGUCACCUCCUGCCCAUCCAGUGGCACCACCAGGGGGUGGCCAGUGGUGGCCACGGCACCCCUACAAAUUUUGCUGGCCACCCCACUUGCCUCAAUUAAAAAAACAAAAACAAAAAAAAACACUCGCCGGUCACAUAUUCUAUGCGUUUCAUCCCAAAUCAUUUGGGCCAAAGGAAUAUCAGUAGGCGUUUCUUACAACAGUAUAAUAGUUUAGUUUAGUUUGGUUUAUUUGCACAUAAAAAAAUAUACAACCGCCAAAAGUUCAGAGGAACAGUAUGUAGAAAAAAAAGGAAACAAAAAGAAAUACAAUGUAACAGAAAAAAUGUGCGGGAGGAACCAAAAAAAACGAUAAGGGCUUGUCGAGUGGUCCUCCUAUAAUGAAACAAACUAUAUCUACAGAGAUAUGUAAAACAUAGGACAAUUUAGGAGAAUAAGCUAAAUUACUAAAAAAAACAAAAACAGGAAUCUGAUGAGGAUGUGCAGAGAAGUUCUGGAAAUGAAUGGUUUAGCCUUGCUAAGCUGGGCUAGCAAAAAAGUUGUGAUUUGUUUUUUGAAAUUAUUUGUGCUCGAGCAUUCUCUAAUAUUGUGUGGUAAGGUGUUUCAAUAAAGAGGACCUCUGAACCUAACUGAAAAUUGGGAAAAAGUAGUCCUGAAAAAGGUGGGAUGGAGAUUAUAUAUAAUAGAAUAACAUCCUGUAAUGAUGUCUUUUAGUUUUGGUGUCCACCCCAAGAAUUGAAGUGGCCCCAUCUGGCCCCCUAUGAAAAAUAAGGCGGCCCUGUGCCCACCUAUAAACAGCCCGUCUUUGUAUUCUACGUGUAUACUGUAUAUACAUAUGUAUACAUGUACAUAUACACUUUUUACCCAUAUUUACUUUGUAAAAGUACUUGAAAGUAUUUUCAACCACAGCAGGUGUUUUUCUGAAUACAAACGUUUCACAGAUCAGAUCUUUCCCCCCACAAACCCCCGUCUGCGCGCUGAUUUAUAGUCUCAGAAAGCCAGAGAUAAGCUGUGAAAAACGAAGCAGAUAUUUUAGGAUGAGUUGCAGGUGAAAUAAGUGGUGAUAAAGCAGGAGAUACAAAUCUGCUCUGUCCCCAGAACGGUGUUUGUGUGGAGCUGCAGCAUGCAGGCACAACACGCUGCUCUGUGUGAUUUAACGCUCCAGCCGCCGACAUGCCUUCGACAAUUUGCACAUUUCUUGUCUGAAUAACUGUUUUUCCCCUUGUUUUGUAAACGAACAAUAUUCGUUUGGAAAACUGGGUUUGUCGUGGAUUUACUGGAGUCAAAUAUUUGAAUAAAA